This is a messenger RNA of Aureobasidium melanogenum CBS 110374, 1104 nucleotides long. Its product is annotated as CDK-activating kinase assembly factor. Bases 1 to 1104 code for a protein of 367 amino acids. Gene Ontology annotation, molecular function: cyclin-dependent protein serine/threonine kinase activator activity. Gene Ontology annotation, biological process: nucleotide-excision repair; regulation of transcription by RNA polymerase II; positive regulation of cyclin-dependent protein serine/threonine kinase activity. Gene Ontology annotation, cellular component: transcription factor TFIIH holo complex. The transcript has 2 exons. NCBI's taxonomy places the organism in Eukaryota, Fungi, Ascomycota, Dothideomycetes, Dothideales, Saccotheciaceae. The record is from RefSeq and is a predicted model, not a curated record.
AUGUCUCGUGUUGCACAACCCAGGUCGGCGCCUGCGCGGCCGGGCGAAGAUGACAUCUGCCCCGUAUGCAAGUCCUCACGCUAUCUCAACAAGUCCAUGCGCUUUCUGGUCAACCCAGAAUGCUACCACAAGAUGUGCGAGUCUUGUGUGGACCGCAUCUUCUCCCACGGCCCGAACAAGUGUCCGAUCGCUGGCUGCCACCGUACCCUACGAAAGCACAAGUUCCGAGAACAGACCUUUGAGGAUAUCCAUGUCGAGCGCGAAAUCGAUAUUCGAAAACGCAUAGCCAACAUCUUUAACCGCCGUGAAGACGACUUUGAUUCAUUACUUGACUACAACAACUACCUGAACGAGGUUGAGGAUAUCACAUUCAAUCUCAUCUACAAGAUCGACGUUGAAGAGACGGAAAAGAAGAUCUCGGUGUAUGCUGAUCAGAAUGCCAAAGCCAUCACCACGAAUGCCGCCCUUGCGUCCCAAGAAUCGCACGACUACUCCGCACUCCAAGCCGCAGAAAGAGAACAGGCUCGUCUACGGAGAGAGGCAGCUCGUCGGGAAGAGGAGGAGGAACGAAGAGCUCGUGCAGAAGGAAGACAGGACAUCAUCGAUCGCCUUGCUACCGGUUCUGGCGACGCGCAAACCAUCGCACAAGAGGGCCGUGUCACGCUCAAGAAACGACUCGACAAGAAGCAGGCUGCCGAUAGACAAAGACAGUUGCAAGCCGCCGCUGCUGCAAAGGAUGCUACCAAUGGCAGCAGUGCGAUUGUCAUCAAAGGUCUCAAAACACGCAAAGACCCUGGUCCGGAGGCUCCUUACGAUGCAUUUGGAGGACUCAAGUUCUCGAACGAGUACCAUAUUGUGCAAGACCACUACGAUUGGGAUUGGCUCAAUGAGAUCGACACACAGAUUGCUAUCGUUGCAGGUGGCUACAGCAAACACGAGUUCCAUUCACGGGCACUAUGCGAAGCAUUCUCAGGUCUUGGAGUCAUCGUCGGGGAGGAGAAGGCUGAACAAAACGGUACACACAAUGCAGCCACUAUUGGCACUGCGGCUGCCGUUCAUGGCGGUACUGGCGCAAAAGAUGUCAAGAUGGAGGACCCCUUUUGA